GGCUAGCUGAGAGUAUCUCUCAUCAUUUCUACUAGUCAACUGGUCCAGUUUGACAACGACUCGAGCAUCUGCAAUCGUCCAUCGAGCACUGGUCAUGAGAAAGCCACCCCUAGAAUAGACCAUUAUUUGCUUAUCGUGAUCGAUAACAUGAAUUCGGGAGUAUGUGGCGUUAUCCUUUGCGGAUUGAAAAAUACACAGCGGGGAGUAUUCCCAUUACGUGGCGAUUGCCAGGGACACCAAAGAAGCUGGGGAGCGCUUACCGCCUUCUCCUGUCUGCAUGCCAUCGGAUCCACUUCAACUGCAAUCGCUCUUGGCUUCUCAACAAUCCUCGUCCGAUCAUCAGUCCACUUGUCUCGCUGGUGUUCGUUCCUAGCCAAAUUAACCUUUUAGAGUUACUAAGGCAGGCAAGUCGAGACGCUGUCAGCCCGAGGUAUCAUGUGCAAUGGGCAAUUGCCCCCUCGCUGAUUGGCACCACCGUUCAUGGCCGGUGGAGGUCGGAGAUGACUCGGAUCUUAGGUCGUCGACAGGUGUGGAGGUCCAAAUGGAUCUCAUUACCUACCUUAUUCCAUCAUGACUCGCCUCACAUCCUCCACGAGUUUAUUGGGAUGGGAUUGAUGUCGAAGAGCAUAGAGGCGACAGUUGCCAUCAUGACCACAUCGAUCUCAAACGUAAAGCAUAACCUCCUCCAUUGGCGAGCAAGAAAGCCGCCAUGUGAUGAACUCAAUCCCCCGAGAUAAAAGCCAAAUCGAGAAUUCUCAAACUCUCCCCGAAGUCAAUGCGAGGGAAGUGUAUAUCAACUACGUUUCAUGUUUCAUCCCGGACUAGAUGAAAGUCCAUAUCAUUAUAUACUUCAACGUGGAACUAUACACUCAC
This is a messenger RNA of Aspergillus pseudonomiae, 873 nucleotides long. RefSeq lists its product as uncharacterized. The record is from RefSeq and is a predicted model, not a curated record. The coding region runs from base 162 to 737 and encodes 191 amino acids. The transcript has a single exon. NCBI's taxonomy places the organism in Eukaryota, Fungi, Ascomycota, Eurotiomycetes, Eurotiales, Aspergillaceae.